AUGGUUAUUGACGACAAGCGUAAGGCGGUCCACGAGCAGAUUGUGUCGUUGGUGACCCAAGACCCCGGCCUCCCUCGUAAGGGGCCAUCCGUCGCAUUCUGGCAAGAGCCCGCUCAUGCUAUUUCCACAAUCCAGUCACCACAGCUUCCAACAGAAGUCGACAUUGCCAUCAUUGGCUCGGGAAUCACUGGCUGCAGUGUCUCGCGAACUCUUCUGAGCAACCCCAAGCUCCGCAAUAAGCGGAUUGCUCUCUUCGAGGCCCGUGCAUUGACAAGUGGCGCCACUGGUCGUAACGGUGGACACUUGGUCUCUCCUGCAGCUGUCGACUUUGCAGCAGUUGCGAGUUUAUUUGGAGCUGAAAAGGCUGCGGAGGUAACACGAUUCUCAUUUCGCAAUCUCGAGAGAUUCCAUGAAUUUGUGUCUACGCUAGACGACGAUCUUCGAGAUGCAUCGGAAGUUCGCAAAGUCCAGAAAGUCAUGAACUUCCUUGAACCAGCGACUUUUGAACACUUUAAGGACUCUCUCCGCCAGUUCUCGGCAGCUUGCCCCGAACUCUCAGAUCAAUUCAAGAUUCUUUCCGCCGAAGAAGCUAAAGCUAAAUACAAAUUCAAUGAAUCUGCUGGGGCUUGCGAACAACCUGCGGGCGCAGUAUGGCCCUAUCGCAUUAUCACUGGACUUUUCGCCAAACUACUCAAAGAGAACCCAUCACGAUUUUCAAUUGACACCAAUACACCCGUGACAAGCGUCACAUACGAGGCUGAGAAGUCUAGCUACCGUCAUAAAUUGCAAACGCCUCGCGGAGUAGUCUACGCCGAUCAAGUGGUCUACUGCACGAACGCAUACACUUCACACUUGAUCCCACAGCUUCGAGGAAAGAUCUUCCCAUUCCGUGGCACCAUGUCGACCCAAUCAAUCGCUCCGAACCUCCCAAAUCACGGCGCCCGCCACUCAUGGAGCAUCUACCACGAGCCCAAGUUUGAUCCAGCCACGGGCACUUUUACUUUCGGUCUUUAUUAUAUGACGCAGAAUGCAAAGACGGGUGAUUUCUUCUUUGGUGGUGAGAAGCAACGACUAGAAGAGAUUCUUGUCAGCGAUGACACCGUUGUUCCUACUUUGCCCUCUCAAAAUUUGACCUCUUUGAUGGCUGGCACGUUCAAGUCAGCAACUGGAGAGCCAUUGAAAUCUAACCCACGCCGAAUUUGGUCUGGUAUCAUGGGAUUUACACCAGACGGAAUGCCCAUGGUAGGCCGACUUGGUAAGAGGUUAACUGGAAGACCGGGUGACAAGGAAUGGGCUGCGGUUGGGUUCAAUGGCUAUGGUAUGGAUAAGUGCUGGCUUGUUGGAGAGCUACUCGGUGCCAUGAUCGCAGGUGAAGAUGUCACCGGUCGCCUCCCGGCACUCUAUCAGAUCACCGAUGAGAGGCUGAACAACCUGAUGGCACCUAGAGAUGUUCCCGCUAGACUUUUCCGUCUCUAG
Molecule: messenger RNA, 1476 nt
Organism: Penicillium cataractarum
Lineage: Eukaryota; Fungi; Ascomycota; Eurotiomycetes; Eurotiales; Aspergillaceae
Product: NAD(P)/FAD-dependent oxidoreductase
Exons: 2
Coding region: 1-1476 (491 amino acids)
Cellular component (GO): cytoplasm
Molecular function (GO): oxidoreductase activity
Source: RefSeq, a predicted model, not a curated record